AAGGACUAUAUAUCAAGAAAGGGGGGGAAACAGAAGAGAGAUCAAGAUUGAGAUAAAGCGGCAAAAGGGAGAAAUUUUACUCAGGGCCAGCCACCGACCGCCGAGAUGGACAGCGGAGAGCAGCGUCGCGUGACGGUGCUGGAGCGCUGCUUGGGCUCCCUCGCCGCCGUCAGCCCUGCGCCUCCUCCGCUGCAGGAAAAGGUCGAAGCCUCCAACUUCAGCGAGCGGCUUCAGCUGAACUAUUGCCCCACCAAACACUCGGAGAUCCUGCGUUCCCUCCAGCCGCAGGAGCAGCCCGCCUUCGCUGCGGCCCGAGAGGACGAGGAGGCGGCCGUGGAGAUCCACUGGACGCCGGCUUUCGGAAGGUAUCUCGUGGCCGCGCGGGACAUCGCCGCGGGUGAGGUAGUGUUCCGCGAGGCGCCCCUGGUGGUGGGGCCCAAGGCAGGGGCGGGGGCCACCUGCUUGGCGUGUCUGAAGGCGCUGCCGGGGGACACGUGGGAAGGCUGUGAGCACUGCGGCGCCCCGCUCUGUCGCCCGCAGUGCGGCGGAAAAGGACACAACGAGAGGGAGUGCGGACUGCUUGCGCUUCUCGGCCUCAAACACGAACCUCAAAACACCAGCCGCAUCAGGCAGCUGAACGCCCUUCUGGCGCCCCUCAGGGUCCUUCUGCUGAUGGAACGGACGCCGGCGGUAAAGAGCAUCGUGGACGCGCUGCAGAGCCACGUGGAGGAGCGCCGCGACCUUCCGAUCGGUCGGUUUGUCGAGACGCACAUCGUUGCCGUGCUGCGGGAGAGACUGCGCCUGGCGUUCGCGGCGGAGGAGAUCCGGCGCGUGUGCGGCGUGUGCGACACCAACAGCUACCAGGUGAGCGAGGGCGAGGGCAAGGUCGGCCGCGCGCUCUUCGUGGCGGCGUCCCUCAUGAACCACUCGUGCACGGCCAACACCCAACACUGGUACAGGGACGGCAUCAUGAGCGUGCGUGCCGUGGUGGACAUCCCCGAGGGCGCGCCGGUUACGUACGCUUACACCAACGUCCUGUGGGGCACCCGCGCCCGCGCCGCCCACCUGGCCACCGCCAAGCUCUUCACGUGCGGGUGUGAGCGCUGCGGCGACCCCACGGAGUUGGGUUCCCAUAUCAGCUCCGUCAAGUGCCGCGAAUGCCCCCAGGGCCUUAUGCUGCCUCCGUCGGUUGCCGGCGCCCCUUGGCAGUGCCGGGCGUGCGGCGCUAGCGUAUCUGCAAUCGCCAUAGAUACUUUGGUGCGUGCUGGGGGAGCCGCCCUGGGUCGCCUGCAGCCAGAGGACGCCCGAUCCGUCGCGGCCACCCUCGCCCACCUCACGCGCAUCCUGGGCGACACGCACUAUGUCGUGGUCGAGGUCAAGCACGUUCUUGUUCGUGCCAUUAUGGCGACGUCGCUCUUGGAUAUAACCCAGGUUGACCUGGAGAGGGUGUUGGAUUUGACCUCUGAUCUGCUCCGCCUUGCUGACCGGUUACAACCCGGACUUACGAAAAUCAGAGGACUGUUACUUCUGGAGCGCUCCCGUGCCCUGGCGGAACUACUGCGGCGCUGCAACACGGGGGCGGAAGGUGAUACUGCAGCUCAUUUGGAGGCUAAAACAUGCAACAUUCCCGGUUCUGCGACUCUUUUACAGAACUUGACGGAGGAUCUAGCUAAAUGUGAGGCCAUUCUUCUCUAUGAUUCCCGGUUGUCAGAAGUCACGGAAGUAAAGCAGCGUCUAGAAACCCUUCAGCCAGUGAUAAAAACCAAACUCUUGUCAAAAGAGACGAAGAAAAUAAACGUCACUAAUAAGAUAACUGGAGACUCGUCAAGACAUGUAUCCAUAGGAGGAAACUGAUGGAAAUGUCAACCGUCGUUUUGAUCGGUAUGGUUAUAUUUUCUUGGGCUCCUUUCAUUCACGAUGUCCAGACAGAUACAUACAUAUACAUGCAAAGUGGCACCACAAGGAUAUAUUCAGAAGACGGGAAGGACAGUAUAUGUCAAUUAACUUUACCUUUUUUACGGUGAUAUGUGUUGAGUAAUGAUUAAGAUAUUUAGGGUAAUUACAUCUUGGAAAACAAUUUUCUAAAUAUCCAAACUUUAAUUAUAAGAUUUAAUUAAACUAUUGUUCAUGAGAUAUGUUCCAUAUCGUUCUUACCUUAGCAAGAAUGUAACAAAGUUACUUAGUUUCAAACUGAAGCUUUAUUUUCUUUUCCCUGUAAAUCUAAGAAAUUUAGCUUGCCGAGAGGACUGACCGUGAAAUGGAUUGCAAAUUUGCAAGUAAAGCAUAGACUUACUUUUUUAUUGUCUUACUUUCUUGAUCUAAUCUAACUGAGCAGGCAUUAUAUAAAGCUUAUACUAUAUAAUUAAUGAAAAUGCAAAGCUCAAGUUGAAAUACAGUGGAUACCAAUGAAAUAAAUGGACAGCGAGAUGAGUGCUGAAUAGAUACUCUUUGUAUAAGCUCUAUAUAUCCUAUAGUUUGCAAUGUAUACUGAUUUUAAAUAAAUUGAAUGCUACGA
Molecule: messenger RNA, 2515 nt
Organism: Penaeus monodon (black tiger shrimp)
Lineage: Eukaryota; Metazoa; Arthropoda; Malacostraca; Decapoda; Penaeidae
Molecular function (GO): protein binding
Source: RefSeq, a predicted model, not a curated record